AACGAAAACAAGCUCGCUCCGAUUUCAGUUAUUUUUACACUUUCUAGCGAUAACUAUCUUAUAAAAUAGAAGUAGUUAUUUUUGAAAUCAAUUUGUACGUUUGUAGUUUUUAACUAGUUAACUAGAGUUAUUUAUGAAUUACUAGUGAUUUUAAACAUAAAAAGUCAAAUUUUCUUUGUUCAAAUAAAUUCAAAGUGCUUCAAGCUGAGCGACGUUGCCGUUCCGCCAUACAAGUUUUGGGACAACGAAAACGCACGGAAUCGGAUUGAUACCAGCCAUCUAGAUGUAUUAGCAAAGCUCACGAAAUUGUGACUUCUCCACAUAAAUCUUCAGUUCAUGAGGUACUAGGGCCGCCGCGCCCGGUCGCGCACUCGGGACGGACGAAGGGGGAAUCGGUGCAGGCACAUACAACGACUUCACGCCGCUGCUGCCCACUGCACUAAGUUAGGUGCCGAUUCACCCUCCGCUCGCAAAAAGCCCGACGAUGCAGAGAGCGGGCGCGAGGCACCCGGAUGCUAGCCCGUCCACCUCCGGCGCCAUGGAGGAGCACUAUGCUACGCUCAACGAGUACCUGCAGAUGGAACACAAGUUCCAGCCGAGACUGUGUCUGCCUAACGAGUCCGAGAACGGGGAAGUAACAACUGGGGCCCGGGACGGCGCGGCGCAUGUAAUGCGCUGCCUGAAGGUGUGGUACGACUUGCCGACCGAGGUGCUCAUAGAUGCCGUCAGCCUCUUCGACAGGUUCCUAACCAAAAUGAAGGUGCGUCCGUGCCACGUGCCGUGCAUCACCGUGGCCUGCAUGAACAUCGCCAUCGACCAGUACGCCGCACAGACUAAAGAGGCCCGCAAGGUCUCCGUCGAGGAGUUGGUGUCGAUCUCCCAGUCGGCGUGCACGGCGGGCGACGUGGCACGCAUGUCGCGCGUGGUGGUGGACAAGCUGGCGCUCGCGCCCGGCACCCGCGCCGUCACGGCACGGGACUGGCUGCGGCUGCUCACUCGCCUGCUGCAGCCGCACUGCCCUACCGCACCCGAGGUGAGUGUCUGCAGGACUACAUGUAGGUCAGGCGCAUGUCGCGUGGUGGUGGACAAGCUGGCGCUCGCGCCCGGCACCCGCGCCGUCACGGCACGGGACUGGCUGCGGCUGCUCACUCGCCUGCUGCAGCCGCACUGCCCUACCGCACCCGAGGUGAGUGUCUGCAGGACUACAUGUAGGUCAGGCGCAUGUCGCGUGGUGGUGGACAAGCUGGCGCUCGCGCCCGGCACCCGCGCCGUCACGGCACGGGACUGGCUGCGGCUGCUCACUCGCCUGCUGCAGCCGCACUGCCCUACCGCACCCGAGGUGAGUGUCUGCAGGACUACAUGUAGGUCAGGCGCAUGUCGCGUGGUGGUGGACAAGCUGGCGCUCGCGCCCGGCACCCGCGCCGUCACGGCACGGGACUGGCUGCGGCUGCUCACUCGCCUGCUGCAGCCGCACUGCCCUACCGCACCCGAGGUGAGUGUCUGCAGGACUACAUGUAGGUCAGGCGCAUGUCGCGUGGUGGUGGACAAGCUGGCGCUCGCGCCCGGCACCCGCGCCGUCACGGCACGGGACUGGCUGCGGCUGCUCACUCGCCUGCUGCAGCCGCACUGCCCUACCGCACCCGAGGUGAGUGUCUGCAGGACUACAUGUAGGUCAGGCGCAUGUCGCGUGGUGGUGGACAAGCUGGCGCUCGCGCCCGGCACCCGCGCCGUCACGGCACGGGACUGGCUGCGGCUGCUCACUCGCCUGCUGCAGCCGCACUGCCCUACCGCACCCGAGGUGAGUGUCUGCAGGACUACAUGUAGGUCAGGCGCAUGUCGCGUGGUGGUGGACAAGCUGGCGCUCGCGCCCGGCACCCGCGCCGUCACGGCACGGGACUGGCUGCGGCUGCUCACUCGCCUGCUGCAGCCGCACUGCCCUACCGCACCCGAGGUGAGUGUCUGCAGGACUACAUGUAGGUCAGGCGCAUGUCGCGUGGUGGUGGACAAGCUGGCGCUCGCGCCCGGCACCCGCGCCGUCACGGCACGGGACUGGCUGCGGCUGCUCACUCGCCUGCUGCAGCCGCACUGCCCUACCGCACCCGAGGUGAGUGUCUGCAGGACUACAUGUAGGUCAGGCGCAUGUCGCGUGGUGGUGGACAAGCUGGCGCUCGCGCCCGGCACCCGCGCCGUCACGGCACGGGACUGGCUGCGGCUGCUCACUCGCCUGCUGCAGCCGCACUGCCCUACCGCACCCGAGGAGGCGGAGCUGCUGAAGCUGCUGGAGAUCGUGGUGUGCGACGCGGCCUGCGCCAACGCGCGCACCAGCGAGCUGGCGCUCGUGCUGCUGUACCAGCGCCUCGAGCAGCAGCUCGUGGACCUGGCCCGCAGCGCGCCGCUGCCCGACCACGCCUACCAACUGUUCGAGGUCGGAGCCCAGCUGCAGCACUACUGCAAUAUGUCAGACGCGUCGCUGGUGAGCACGCGAGGCCGCGUCCAACACGUCCUGGCGCGCUACGAGGCGCGCGCCGCCGCGCCGCAGCGCCAGCGCCUCGUGUGGCGCCUCUCCGAGCGCACGCUCAAGGUGCUGCGGCCCACGGACCGGCUAGGCUCGCUGCUGCCCACCAUCGAGGAGCAGCACUACGCUGUGGAAGCCACGCCAAACAGGAACAGAUCCGGCAGCGAAAGCAGCGAGAACGAGGAGACCUCCGACUGGCCGCGCAGCCCCGUGCUGCCCGUCUACUGCGACCACUGAGCACUGCGCCCGCCUGGCGGGGGCCCCGCCACUAACAACUGAUGUAACACUACUCCAUUCUCACUAGAACACUUUGAAACACUUCCACCCGCAGGUUUUAAUACAGUCAAAAUAGACUAAAGUUACUUUAACAGCUCUCAUGGCGACCCCGCCAAUGCAUUAUGUAUGGGUUAAUUUAGCGAUCUAUCACGACUGUACUGCCUGAGCAUUUUGAUAAGACAUGUUGUUACAUAUUUUAUUAUAGGUUUUUUAAUGAUCUGAUGUGGAAGCGAGGCCCCUGGUCGUCUUUAAAUAUGGCUGGCGCUGUCCUGAGUGGUCGUUCGGGGGCUGCACUUUUAAAACCUCAACCGCUAAAACCAGAUUGGUGAGACAUGAGUAGUUCCUAAAUGUGUGUAAUUUGAUUUAUUUUGAAAAUACGAUCAAAAUAGUGCAGCCCUUAGUCCCGUAAGUAUAGUUUUCCUGGUAUUAGGCAGCUUGUAUGUCAACUGGAUGAGAGCAUGUGAUCCCAAUUUUGAGAAAAAGUCAAAAGUCCGUGAUCCUGAAAGGUGUUAUGAGUAUUUAAAAUAAACUGUUGUCUUUUACGAUAUUUCACUGUGUAGGCUGAUUAUUUUUGUUUUAAUAGUCUAAAUAGCGAAUGUAGUAAACAUUCUGGUUUAAUUAACUGAUUACGAAGUUUUACGGCCGAGCGCAGUGAGGUGUCGCAGGAGACGGCUGUAUAGUUUAGUUAACGGUUAAGACAUGGUCCAGUGCCAGUUCAAGCGUGUUUUAACGUUUUAUAAACGAGAAUAGGUAAUUUUUCUACAAAUUUACAGUUUUAAGAUUAAAUAGUGCAAUUCAAGUCGAAAUUUGUCUUGACAUUUUUGGAGUAUUAUUGAAUUUCUUUAUUGCAUGCGUCCCGGGCGUCGCUUAUUCCAGAGACAAGACAUACGAGCGCAAAAAUACACUUAAAUACUUAGAUCUAAGUUCUUUCUUUUCUUAUUUUUUUUCCUUGAUUGCGCUUGUAUGGGCGAGUCGUUAUUGUAAACUAAUAUCAGUCUUUUUAAGCUUUAUUAAAUUUAAUUGUAAUUAAUAGUUUUUAUUUCGAGUAAGCGGCGACCGUGUUGCCCAUAGCUUUCUACUGUGAUGGUUUUAUAAGAAAAUGUUAAAAGAAAAUUCCAUAUUGCGUAGAUUAUAAGGAUACCCAUGCGAGAACAGUGUGUAAGUAACGAUAUCCACCGAAAUGAAGUGUACAUGAGCAGUAAAUUAUUUACUAUUAUAUGAUAAUUAAUAUAUUUUUUCUCUUUAAAUACCACUGACUAACUCAAUUGAAGAGUUUCUAAAUUUCAUAACAUUUAAUCUAAAACGUUGGCAUUAUUAUUUUCAUUUAUUUAUAUUAUUUUAUAACUUAAUAAUAAUUCUUAUAAAAUAUUUCGAUUAUUUCAUAAUUAUGUCUAGCUAUAAACAAAUAAAUGACAAAAAAAUUACAAAUCUUUGAAAAAAUAAAAAAAAUGAUCUCAGGUAAUGUUUUCAAUCUGUCGCGAAGAAAAUAAAAUAAUAAUAAAAAAAAACAAAUGUGAAAAGCAUGAGCGGCGUGUCUAUGGUUUGCAUUUUCCCGCUUUUCUAAAAACGCACGCCGCUUGCGCUUUAAAAAAAUCUUUCUAAGAUUUUAUAACUUAGCCUUAAACAGAGUCAUGUAUCGUGUGUAGCGAGUGAGGUGAAAAUGUGUCUUAAAAAAUGUAAAAAAAAAUGUCCAAAAAUCUUAGUAGCUAGUAAAACUCUGUGAUUAAGUCUUAUCAAUAAUGUUUCACUUUUUGAGCAUUUUUACUGGUGCAAAAAACAGAGGAAUAAAUAUUUAUAAGAAAUAAUAAGAGAUAGUCUUCUUUCCAAUAAUGAUUUGUAAAAACAUGAAAUACAACUCUGUUUUUCUUGUAAUGAAAGUGAUAAUAAUUUAGAACAUGUUUUUACGAAUUAUUCUCUUCUAUCAUUCUUCUGAAUAUGAUUAGCUUAAGUGUAAUUGGCAUUUUGUGUGACUGGAUUCAGUCUGUAAAACACCUGUGUAUGCUUGAGUGUUUUGUGGUACAAUCAUGAAACGGAAAAUAUCUGAAAUCUCGAAUCAAUAAGAGAAUAAAUGUUGAGACUCUUUA
Messenger RNA from Cydia pomonella (codling moth), 4875 nucleotides. RefSeq lists its product as uncharacterized. Bases 485 to 2752 code for a protein of 755 amino acids. Lineage: Eukaryota; Metazoa; Arthropoda; Insecta; Lepidoptera; Tortricidae. The transcript is spliced from 11 exons. The record is from RefSeq and is a predicted model, not a curated record.